Mesorhabditis belari is the source of this 1587-nucleotide messenger RNA. NCBI's taxonomy places the organism in Eukaryota, Metazoa, Nematoda, Chromadorea, Rhabditida, Rhabditidae. The record is from the annotation of a GenBank genome assembly.
AUGGAGGCGACAAGCACAAAGGCGACGACAGGCUCGUCCAUCUGGAGACCACAAGAUUGGGUCCCGCCAUCGAAAAGUCUUCCCUCAAAUAAUUCCCAAACAAAAGAUGCGAAGAGUUUCCGAUCGAGAACUUUCACGAAUCAACAGUGGAGCUCACAAGAGAAAGCAACUCGACCCGCCGAACUGAAAUACGUCGCACCGAUUCCCUCAGAAAAGAAGAAAAGAAAUCGACAAAAGAAACGAAAAAAUAUUUCCCCGAGUCUCGAAUCGAAUCCGAUUUUGGCCAGUCCGAAGAAGAAAGAGGCGAGGAAAACGAAUGGGAAUGUGAACGAGGAGAAAAGUACCAAAUAUGAUUCACCGACAAUCGGAUCACAUAAAAUCACUGAUGAAGAAACAAUCUCACAACGGGAAAUUAUCCAAAAAGUGAUCCAAGUGGAGAAAAGCCAUCAACCGAGAAAAGAAAACGACGAAUUUUCAAGGAAAUUGGGAGUGAGAUGCGAUUUCGAUUUGGUCAGCGCGAUUAAAGGGGACCUCGAUUGGUAUAUCAACAAACACGCUGAGGCUUUCCGAGUGUUCAACGAGGCUCUCUUGCGCUUUUGUGCCAACAAUGCUCAGUCUUCGAAUUUCUACAAGCAAAAGGAGGAGCUCUGUCAAAAGAUUGUCGAAAAAGUGGUCCAGGUAUUCCCAACUCAGAAAGUCUCCAUUCACCCGUAUGGAUCAACGGUGAUUGGAACGGGGCUCCAGAAAUCGGACCUCGAUGUUUGUGUGGGAAUCGGAAAUUGUGAGGGAGAAGAGGUCGAGUAUGCACCGACUUCAAGUUGCAAGUCAAAGCUCGGCAAGAUUGCGAAAAACUUGCGUACACUCCUCCGACACAAAUAUCUGACUUUUGCCGUGAUUGGACGGUGCAAGGUGCCAAUCAUCAAAAUCCAACUCGUUCCUCACCUCGACGACCUCGAAAUCGAUCUUAACGUGAACUCUUUCGAUGGCGUGUUCAACUCGUAUCUCAUCAAGUACUACACAUUAGUCGAUCACCGAUUUGUGCAGCUUUCGCUUCUCGUGAAAUAUUGGGCCAAAGAGCUGGGACUUUGCGAUGCACAAGGGGGAAUGUUGAAUAGUCACAGCUACCAACUGAUGGCCCUUCACUAUCUUCAAUGCGGAGUCUCACCGCCAAUUCUGCCAAAUCUACAGUUUCUGCAACCGGAGAUUUUCAAUGACGAUAGAGAUCUCGAAGAAGUCACACUCAGCUCAACAACUGAGCUGCCACCGGUGGAAAUUCCUGCCUUUGAACAAAAUAAUGCCUCACUCGGUGAACUUUUAUGCGGCUUCUUCUACUAUUUCAGUGAUUUCCCCUGGCAAACCGAAGCGAUUUCGAUUAGAAAUGGGGCUGUUGUUUCAAGAGCUGAGAUCACAGAAGAAAAGGGCCAUUCACUCAUGUACAUCCAGGAACCGUACCAAGAAUCUAAUGCGGCCAGAACCAUGAAUCGGCCUCCUCUCUUCGAUUGGCUUCUCUCGUCGAUUGAGGCGGGGAUCCGUGGCCUCAACUCGUUGCACAUCGAGGUAAGCGAGGUUUGGGCGUUGAGAGACGGU